This is a messenger RNA of Vanderwaltozyma polyspora DSM 70294, 3615 nucleotides long. It is a transcript of the gene RPA135, whose product is annotated as DNA-directed RNA polymerase I core subunit RPA135. The transcript has a single exon. The record is from RefSeq and is a predicted model, not a curated record. Bases 1 to 3615 code for a protein of 1204 amino acids. Gene Ontology annotation, biological process: DNA-templated transcription. Gene Ontology annotation, molecular function: DNA-directed RNA polymerase activity; DNA binding; ribonucleoside binding. NCBI's taxonomy places the organism in Eukaryota, Fungi, Ascomycota, Saccharomycetes, Saccharomycetales, Saccharomycetaceae. Gene Ontology annotation, cellular component: RNA polymerase I complex; nucleus.
AUGGGCAAAAUAAUAAAACCACCUUCUACAGGAAGAACAGCAGAUUUCCGUACUCUUGAAAGAGAGUCCAGAUUUAUAAAUCCUCCAAAGGAUAAAUCUGCUUAUCCGUUACUUCAGGAAGCUGUUCAACCUCAUAUUGGUUCUUUUAAUGCAUUGACUGAAGGCUCUGAUGGUGGAUUAUUAAGUGAAGCUAUUAAAGAUAUUGGUGAAAAGGUUAUCUUUGAUGGUAAAUCCAAUGGUGCUGAUGAAGAAAAUAUCAAUGAAGGUUAUUUGGGAAAUAAGUUAUCCAUUAGCAUCGAACAAGUUUCUAUUGCUAAACCAACUUCAAAUGAUGGUGUCUCAUCUGCUGUUGAAAGAAAAUUUUAUCCUAGUGAAGCAAGACAAAGAUUAACUUCAUAUAGAGGUAAAUUACUAAUGAAAUUAAAAUGGUCUGUGAACGAUGGUGAAGAAGUAUUAACGGACAUGAGAGAUGGUGGUGGUUUGCCUAUUAUGUUACAAAGUAAUAGAUGUCACUUAAAUAAAUUAUCGCCAUAUGAUUUGGUUCAACGUAAAGAAGAAUCAGAUGAAUUAGGUGGUUACUUCAUUGUUAACGGUAUUGAAAAACUUAUCAGAAUGUUGAUUGUUCAACGUAGAAACCAUCCUAUGGCUAUUAUCAGACCUUCUUUUGCUAAUAGAGGUGCUUCAUACACUCAGUAUGGUAUUCAAAUAAGAUCAGUCAGAAAUGAUCAAACAUCUCAAACUAACGUUUUACAUUAUUUGAAUGAUGGUCAAGUUACUUUCAGAUUCUCUUGGAGAAAAAACGAAUAUUUGAUUCCUGCUGUUAUGAUUUUGAAGGCAUUGUGUGAUACAAGUGACAGAGAAAUUUUUGACGGGAUCAUUGGUAGUGAUAUUAAGAAUUCUUUCUUAACUGAUCGUUUAGAAUUGUUAUUACGUGGUUUCAAGAAGAGAUAUCCACAAUUGCAAAACCGUACUCAAGUUCUUCAAUACAUUGGUGAUAAAUUUCGUGUUGUAUUCCAAGCUUCUCCAGAUAAAUCAGAUUAUGAUGUUGGUCAAGAAGUUUUGAAUCGUAUUGUUCUAGUACACUUAGGUACUGGUAACAACGAAGACAAAUCUAGAAUGUUAAUGUUCAUGAUCAGAAAAUUAUAUUCUUUGGUCGCAGGUGAAUGUUGCCCAGACAAUCCAGAUGCCACUCAACAUCAAGAAGUGUUGUUAGGUGGUUUCCUAUACGGUAUGAUCUUGAAGGAAAAGAUGGAUGAAUAUUUACAAAGCAUUAUUGCCCAAAUCAGAGCUGACAUUAAUCGUGGUAUGGCUAUAAAUUUCAAGGACCGUAAAUACAUGAGCAGAGUUUUAAUGAGGGUUAACGAAAAUAUUGGUUCUAAGUUACAAUACUUUUUGUCUACUGGUAACCUAGUUUCACAGUCAGGUUUAGAUUUACAACAAGUUUCAGGUUAUACAGUUGUUGCUGAAAAGAUUAAUUUCUAUCGUUUCAUUUCACAUUUCAGAAUGGUUCACAGAGGUUCGUUUUUCGCUCAAUUGAAAACUACUACUGUCAGAAAAUUGUUACCAGAAUCAUGGGGUUUCUUGUGUCCUGUCCAUACACCAGAUGGUUCCCCGUGUGGUCUGUUGAAUCAUUUUGCCCAUAAAUGUCGUAUUUCAACAAUUCAAUCUGAUGUUUCUAAAAUUCCAGAAUUAUUGUACUCAUUAGGUGUAACCCCAGCUUCUCAAACAGUUGCUGCAGGUCCUUCCCUAUGUUGUGUUCAAUUAGAUGGUAAAAUUGUCGGUUGGGUCUCUCAUGAUGAAGGUAAAAUCGUCGCAGAUACUUUGAGAUUCUGGAAGGUUGAAGGUAAGACUCCAGGUUUACCGUUAGAUUUGGAAAUUGGUUACGUUCCACCAUCUUCUAGUGGUCAAUAUCCAGGUUUGUAUAUCUUUGGUGGUCAUUCAAGAAUGAUGCGUCCAGUUCGAUACUUGCCUCUAGGUAAAGAAGAUAUUGUUGGUCCAUUCGAACAGGUUUACAUGAACAUUGCGGUCACUCCACAAGAAAUCGAAAACAAUAUUCACAGCCAUGUUGAAUUCACUCCAACUAACAUUCUGUCUAUUUUGGCUAACUUGACACCUUUCUCAGAUUUCAACCAAUCCCCAAGAAAUAUGUACCAAUGUCAGAUGGGUAAACAAACUAUGGGUACCCCUGGUGUUGCGUUGUGUCACCGUUCAGAUAACAAAUUAUAUAGACUACAAUCUGGUCAAACUCCUAUUGUUAAAGCUAACCUAUAUGAUGAUUAUGGUAUGGAUAACUUUCCUAAUGGUACCAACGCAGUUGUUGCCGUUAUUUCCUAUACUGGUUACGAUAUGGAUGACGCGAUGAUAAUUAAUAAAUCUGCAGAUGAAAGAGGCUUCGGUUAUGGUACAAUGUAUAAAGUUGAAAAGGUUGAUUUAUCAAUGAACAGAAGUCGUGGUGACCCAAUUACUCAACAUUUCGGAUUUGGUCCAGAUGAAUGGCCAAAGGAAUGGUUAGAAAAGUUGGAUGAAGAUGGUUUACCAUAUAUUGGUACUUAUGUUGAAGAAGGUGACCCAAUUUGUGCAUACUUUGAUGAUACAUUGAAUAAAACUAAGAUUAAAACCUACCAUUCAUCAGAACCAGCAUAUAUUGAAGAAGUUAAUUUAAUUGGUGAUGAGUCUAACAAGUUUCAAGAACUACAAACUGUGUCUAUUAAAUACCGUAUUAGAAGAACUCCACAAAUCGGUGACAAAUUUUCUUCAAGACACGGUCAAAAAGGUGUUUGUUCAAGAAAAUGGCCAACUAUUGAUAUGCCAUUUAGUGAAACUGGUAUUCAACCUGAUGUCAUCAUUAACCCACACGCUUUCCCAUCUCGUAUGACCAUCGGUAUGUUCGUUGAAUCUUUGGCUGGUAAAGCAGGUGCUUUACAUGGUACCGCUCAUGAUGCUACUCCAUGGACCUUCGACGAAAGUGAUACUCCAGCUGAUUAUUUCGGUGACCAAUUAUUGAAGGCCGGUUACAACUAUCAUGGUAAUGAACCAAUGUAUUCUGGUGCUACCGGUGAAGAAUUGAGAGCUGAUAUCUACAUCGGUGUUGUUUAUUAUCAAAGAUUGCGUCACAUGGUUAACGAUAAGUUCCAAGUACGUUCUACAGGUCCAGUCAACAGUUUAACAAUGCAACCUGUCAAAGGUAGAAAAAGACAUGGUGGUAUUCGUGUUGGUGAAAUGGAAAGAGAUGCAUUGAUUGGUCAUGGUACAUCUUUCUUAUUACAAGAUCGUUUGUUAAACUGUUCUGAUUACACCCAAACUGCAGUUUGUCGUGAGUGUGGUUCUAUCUUAACUACACAACAAAGUGUACCGAAAAUUGGUUCGGUAUCAACCGUCCGUUGUCGUCGUUGUGCAAUUGAUUUUGAUGAAGCAAAGAAAUCUUUAUCUAAAUACCAAACUGAUGAUGAAAAGAUAUACAUUGAUGAUUCAGAGAUUUGGGAAGAUGGUCAAGGUAAUAAAUUUGUUGGUGGUGGUGAAACUACUACAGUUGCAAUUCCAUUCGUUUUGAAGUACUUAGAUUCUGAAUUGAAUGCUAUGGGUAUUAGAAUGCGCUAUAAUGUAACACCAAAAUAA